This is a messenger RNA of Perca fluviatilis (European perch), 768 nucleotides long. Its product is annotated as galactose-specific lectin nattectin-like. Bases 1 to 768 code for a protein of 255 amino acids. The record is from RefSeq and is a predicted model, not a curated record. NCBI's taxonomy places the organism in Eukaryota, Metazoa, Chordata, Actinopteri, Perciformes, Percidae. The transcript is spliced from 9 exons.
AUGAGAGCGAGAAGCCAGAGGUUGUUUCUGGGAAAGACCGUCCUGCAGUCCAACUGUGUGGAAGAGGUAGAACAGGGUCACCUGCAUCAGCCUCGGUGGGAAUCUGGCAUCGGUUCCAGAAAAAGACAUGUACGACUUGUCAAACUUAUAAUCAACACAGCAACUGACAAAAAUGGCCAAACUUGGGUUGGAGGCCAUGAGACGACAAAGACACCCUGCUACCUGCUACUGCUGCAAGUUCAACUGUAUCUGAUCAUCACAACAAGAUGGCAUCAGGUCUUCAUUUCAUGGUGUUUGACCAGUGGACUGUGGACUGGAACAAAUGCGGACUAUGAAUCAGACCAAUGCUGUGGGGAGUGUAAGUCCUGCCCUCCUGGUUGGACUCAGUUCAAAAAUCACUGUUACGUGUACCGCCAUGCUUCAAAGGACUGGGCUGAUGCAGAGGUUGCAUGCAUCGGCCUCGGUGGGAAUCUGGCAUCGGUCCCUGACAAAGACACUUACGACUUCAUCAAAAAUAUAAUCAACACAGCAACUGACAAAAAUGACGAAACUUGGGUUGGAGGCCAGGACACGACAAAGGAGGGUGUGUGGCUGUGGUCCGAUGGUACCAAGUUUCAAUUCAGCUUGUGGGGUCCCGGGGAGCCUAGCAAUGGUAACAACAAAGAGCACUGCAUGGAGCUGAACUACCUCGGAUCUCCCAAUGACGUGCCUUGCGAUCAAAAGAGACCUUUUGUUUGCGGCAAGCGCCUUGCCGUACAUCCCCACUGA